CUUUCUGUGUCUGCUUUUAAUCUUUCAUCCUUCCGAGCGCUCUUCUUCUCCGUCACGAUUCUCUGCCACCCAUCAAUCUGGAAAUUCCGAUAAAUUCAGGGUGAUUUUGACUCAAGAACAUUAAUGGAGGGGACCUCAAACCUGGUUUAUAUGCAAAAGGAAGAAGACAAAGUGAUUUCGAAUUCUCACCUCUCGUCAUCUACAAAAGGAUUCAAGGACUGUACCCUCGUUAACAUGCCCUCUUGGUUCCUCACCCACGUUACCGAUCUGGAGGAGAGGAUGAAGGUGCUGACCGUGGGGAUAGAAGAUGAAGAAGUGGGAGAUACAUUUGCAGAAAGGGCAGAAUCAUACUAUCAGAAGCGUCCUCAGCUGCUGACACUCUUGCAGGAUCUGUACAAUGGCUAUAUUACCUUGUCUGAUCGUUACAUCCAGACGUUGGCCAAACACAAGCACCACCACCAUCACCAUAGCAGACACUCAUCUCAAGUUUCAACCAUUGAAGAUGGCUAUUCAGACCAAGAAGAAGCAGCCAGUGGGAUGAGCCAGGUUGAUUCUGACAUGGAAAGCUCACUGUCUUACCAGCAGCAGCCUACUCCUCCUCAAACCAAGUUCUCCAACACUCCCUUGAUUGACAUAGAUUCCAUUGUUGCUGAGCUUGUGAUCAAGAACGUGGACUAUGAGAUUAUGAUCCAUGAGGUCUGUGUGAUGGAGAAGAAGUAUGGGGAGUCUUCAAGGAAAAUAGAUCUUCAGAAGAGCCUGCUUGAGGUUUUGGAGUCAGAGAGGCUUGUUCUGCUGAAUGAGAAUGCUAGCUUGGGAUUCAGAGUAAAGGCUUUAGUGGAAGAGAACAAAGGCUUGGCCUCAGAGACUAUGUUUGUGAAGAGGAAGGCAGGGGAAUUAGCCAAGUGUGUGGUGAAGAUGAGGGAGGAUCAUAGAGUGUUCAUGCUGCAUAGGAAAAUUGAAGAUCUUCAGGCACAGAUCAAUGGAUUGGAGAAAAGGAACAAGGAAUAUUACGAGCAGCUUCUGAGAAGAGAUUACAAUGGACGAGAGGAUAAUAAUAGUGGCUGUUUGGAGAAGAAGGUCAAGAACAGUGAUGGGAUAGCUUUGGAGAUUCGGCUUCAUAUGCAGAGACUGAGUCGAAGGUUCAAGUGGAAGGAAGAUAUUGCAGGAAAGGAUUGCGAGGUGAAGAAAGUUCCUAAUUUGUGGAAGAAAGUGAAGAACAUGGACUUUCUUCUCUGUGGAAUGAACCCCACAUGUGCUUGAUUUAACUGUGAUUAGAUUAUCACAAGUUAAGCUAUAAUUUAGGUACACAUUUUGGUCUUCAGCUAUAUAUAUAUAUAUAUAUGUAGGUCACUGAGUAGUUACUGUUGUGUCUCACAAUGAGAUCCUAACCUGAGACAAUGCUAGGUGCUGUAUGUUUUUGGAAAAAAAAAAAACUAAUUGCAGAUGAGUUUUCAUGUUAUUGUAAAGCCAAAGUAGAGUGAGACUGUCUCUUGUCUCACUGUGGAGCUGCUUAGUUCUGCACAACUGGUCCUGUAUCUUUAAAUGCAUAUUCUGUAUUCCUUAAUCAUUGACAGCAAGUGGUAGGUAAUACAUUUUGAGAUUAUCAAGUUAUUCUAGCUGCACUCCUAUUUCCUUGCCUCCUUGUAUUGUUUUUGAGAAAGCAUAAUACAGAAAUUUGGAUUA
This is a messenger RNA of Prosopis cineraria, 1683 nucleotides long. Its product is annotated as kinase-interacting family protein-like. The record is from RefSeq and is a predicted model, not a curated record. Gene Ontology annotation, molecular function: actin binding. The transcript has 3 exons. Lineage: Eukaryota; Viridiplantae; Streptophyta; Magnoliopsida; Fabales; Fabaceae. Bases 124 to 1260 code for a protein of 378 amino acids.